This is a messenger RNA of Culex pipiens pallens (northern house mosquito), 2010 nucleotides long. RefSeq names its product protein Cep78 homolog. The transcript has 3 exons. NCBI's taxonomy places the organism in Eukaryota, Metazoa, Arthropoda, Insecta, Diptera, Culicidae. Gene Ontology annotation, cellular component: centrosome. The record is from RefSeq and is a predicted model, not a curated record. The coding region runs from base 140 to 1903 and encodes 587 amino acids. Gene Ontology annotation, molecular function: protein binding.
AUCACAGCAACCCGUUUGAAUUUUCCACCCAUGACAGCCGUCUUCCAGCUGGCACUUUCUUCUCUCGUCUGGUAACUUCCGCACAUCCACGGUCCAGCAGGUCGCCGAUCCAAAAUAAAAAAAUCCCCCCCAAAAAAAGAUGAAACCCGAAGAAGUCGCCUCCUCCGAAGUGUCCGCCCAACCCCAGCGGUACCGCACAACCAAAUCUGUCAACUCGAACCGCCACUCCAAGGACUUUUACCGGCGGUACCUGGCGCUGUGCCGGGCCAAGAACUUCCCUCCGCUGGCCGAACUGUCCCGGGUUCAUGCCGGCAAAGGUCGCCAGUCGAACCAGCUGGACUUUUAUGGAGACCGAUUCAAGGACGCCGACUGGCGGCUGAUUGUGGCGGCCCUGACGGAGGACACAUCUCUUGAGAUGGUCGCGAUUCGACUGCGGAAGGCUCUCGGGGACGUGCUGGAAGGCAGCGGUACGGUGGGGUGUCAACGGUUGGAUUUGGGCGUGGAACGGCCGGUCGUGCUGACGAAGCGACUGUUUACGCGGCUCGUGGAUAGCUUGGCGCAGUUUUUGGUCGUCAAUCGGAAGGUUCGGAUCUUUGUGCUGGAGGGACUGCCCGUUCAGGGGCUUUACAUGGCCACGCUGGUUAACAGUCUUCAACAGAAUGCCUCCAUAACGGAGCUCAGCUUUGCGCGGAGUGCCAUCAUGGACGAGGGCGCCGAAGCGAUUUGCGGGGCCGUGAUGCAUCUGGCCAACGUCGACACGUUGAAUCUGUCCGGGUGUCAGCUGACGGGGCGAGGAUUUCUCGCCGUUGCCGAGCUGAUCAAGUUUCAGAAAAUACAGCGGUUCGCCGACAGCUGGAAGCAUUCACUGCGGUACGGUGAAGUGGACACCGCAAAAAUGCUGGGGCUGCGGCACGUACUGCUGAACGCAAAUCCGCGUGCCGGAGACGAUGGCCUGCAGGAGCUCACCGAAGUCUUGAAGGAAGACGAAUGGAUUCAGCAGGUUCACGUUCGGAACUGCGGUUUGACCGACGAGGGAGUCAAAUUUCUAGUUGACUGUCUGAACGUGAACAAAACGAUCGAGAAGUUCGACAUCAGGGACAACGCCGCUGUAUCGGAGGAAGCUUGUCGGGAGUUUUUGAUCAAGCUGGGCGUCGAGCUGGAAUCCUCCGACAGUGGACUCUCGUUCAAGGAAUCCACGCUGGACGGUUCGACCAAGAUGAAGCAAUCGGAACAGAUCAAGUACCUGCAGCAGCAGCUGUCCUCCGAACGCCACCGCAGCUCACAGCUUCAGCUGAUGAUUGAACAACUGCACCUACAGCAGACGGAAUACGCCACGGAGAUGAACGCCCUUCGGCAGGACUACAACCGGAUCGUAGAAGAGCGUGAACAGCUCCUGAGGCGCGUGCAGCUCCUUCAAAAGCCAAAGCAGUCACCUCCAAGUCGCGGCAGCAACGUGCACAAGAGCAAGAGCGAACACCUGCCGUCGGUUCUGUUUGGCCGCAGAUCCUCACCCCGAAAGCGUGGCAGCAAAUCCGAGAUGACCCUGCGCUGGGUACGCGAUCGGCACGUGAGUAGCAAUCGCCGACGCGCUCCACUGCUGGAGAACAAACCCAUCGGAGACAGCGAACUGGUGGUGGAUUCGGUACGGCAAAAGCUGGACGGCGCGGCCCGGAAGCAGUUUGGUCAGGGAGACGCCGCCAAGGUGGACGGCUGGAGCGUGGACAAAGAGUGCUACGAGGAUUACGAGGGGGAGGACGGUGACGAGUACGGAGGGGAAGACGACGAGGAUGAGUUUGACGAAAGUAUCAGCUCGAUUUCCGGGGCGGAGCUGUUGCAAAUGUUGGCGGCCAAGAAGCGGCACCACGCGACGAAUCAGCAGGGAAACAGUUUUGAGUCACAGUAGGAUUACGAUUUUUCAAUAGCUGCCGACAAUGACGACAAUGUAUAUUUUAAAUAAAUUUUCAAUGAAGGUGUAAGAUUACAUCAGAUUUUAAAAAUACUUGAAUCUGA